CUCUAAAAUUUGGCUAAGACGCUAAACAACGCAAAAGAGAGAAUGAAAAUUUUACCUAAACUUGCGCCAAAAUAAUUUGCAAGCUGCAAAAACAUCGAAUUCACACUUGGACACAAUAUGCAUUAUAUACAAAUCGUGUAGCAGUGAACAUAUACCAAGAAAAGAGAAAUUAUAACAAAUAGAAGAACAACGCGGCAAGGCGUGCGAAAAAUAGUUCACCAAAAAGUACGUGGAGGAGGUGGUGGACUUUGAAGGGAAUUGAUAGCAGCUCAACAACAUAAACACCUAGUUAAAAUGUACAGCCACCAUUAAUACUGUAUAAAAGUGGCGUUAGUUUCGGAUUACACGAAUUACGAACGGUAUUUACAAAAUAUGCAGCAAGUGGAUGAUCCGCCAUCGCUGCCCGUGGGCACCGAGGUGAGCGCCAAGUACAAAGGAGCCUUCUGCGAGGCCAAAGUCAGUAAAGUGGUUCGUAACAUCAAAGUGAAGGUCGCCUACAAACAGGGUCUCGGCUCGGGCAUUGUAUCGGACGAUGCCAUCAAGGCGCCACCUGGACAGCUGCGCGUCGGCGCCGUUGUCGAAGUCCGUCAUCCGGAUCGCAAGGAGAAUGUGGAGGCGACCAUAACUAAAAUCCAGGAUUGUUCUCAAUAUACAGUCGUCUUUGACGAUGGCGACAUCACAACGUUGCGUCGCACUGCGCUCUGUCUGAAGAGUGGCAGGCAUUUCAAUGAGAGUGAAACAUUGGAUCAGCUGCCGCUAACACAUCCCGAACACUUCGGCAACCCGGUUGUGGGCGGUCGUCGGGGUCGUCGUCGUGGCCAAUUGAACGAUGGCAGCUCCGACGAUGAUGACGAAAGCGAUGCAAAGGAAGUGGUCAACGAGAAGGAGGAGCACAUUGGCAAAGUGGUGUGCGUGGAGACCGAGUCCAAGAAGAAGGACAAAGAGAAAUGGUUUCCCGCCCUCGUCGUGGCGCCCACAGCGCAGGUCAGCAAACAGGCUACUGUGCGGAUACGCGUCAAGGACGAGUAUCUGGUGCGUUCCUUCAAGGAUGGCCGCUACUACACAGUGCCCAAGAAGGAAGCGAACGAAUUCACACUUGAAAUGGCCAGCAAACAGGACGUGCCCGCUGUGAAGGCAGCUUUCGAAUUCCUCGAAAGCAGCAAAUUACCAGCCCACUGGGAUCGCGACUCGCUGUUCGGCCUAUCCAAUCUGACAAGCGACGAUGAGGGCGAAAUCGAUUCGGACUCGUCGGACGACGAGCCACACGAGGAGAAGGAUCGCUUUGUUGCCCAACUAUACAAGUAUAUGGACGAUCGGGGCACACCAUUGAACAAGGUGCCAUCGAUACAGAGUCGCGACGUGGAUCUGUACCGUCUGUUCCGGGCGGUGCAGAAGCGUGGCGGCUACAAUCGCGUCACCGCCAAAAACCAAUGGAAAGUAAUUGCCGUGCGGCUGGGCUUCACGCCCUGCACCCUCAGCGUCAUGAAUCUGGUGAAGCAGGCCUAUAAGAAAUUUCUACAGCCCUAUGGGGACUUUCAUCGCAAGCUCGGCUGCUCCAUGCUGAUGACCUCUCGCGCCUCGAAUCGCAGCAAGGGGCGCAGUCUGGUGCGUGCCAAUUCGGUGGCCUCACCCAAGCCGGUGGAGACCACGAAAAUAGAAACCAUUAGCAAACUGGCGAUGCCCAAUCAGACCACGGUGGCCGCCAGUGGCGCCUCCUCCACUGCCGCCACAGCGGCAACGGGCAGUAGUGGCGGCAGUGCAGCAACUGCAACGCCCGUACGCGCCGCCUCAACGGCCUCGCAGUCGGCCACUGAGGAAUCGGAGAACACCAGCGAGUCCAGCGUGGCUGUGGAGCCGGUCAAAAAACAACGCAAAGCAUCCGCUGCCAACAGCGGCAAGGUCAAGAGUCUGGUGGAGAAAUACGAGGAGAAAUCAUCGUCCGUAUCGAGCAUUGGCCCAGUCGCAACAGCAGCGCUCAACACGAGCAAUGUGAGCAGCGCAGCGACAGCUGCAGCUGGAGCAGCAUCAACAUCAGCCGGAGCAGGAGGAGGAGGAGGAGCAGCAGCAGCAGCCGCGGCAUCAGCUGCUUCGUCCACAGCAGCAACAACAGCAGCUGCUGCCAGUAUCAAGGCCGAGGCUGAGGCGGAUAUGCCGCUGGCUAAGAUCAAGGCCUCGUCCGUAUCGACGCGCAACAGCAUGGACAAGGAGCCCAGCGCUGGCGGCAGCAAUGCCUCCAGCAAGGCCACCUCGGAAACCCAGCGCAGUCGCGAUGCAUCGCCCACAACGGCGGCUGUCCCGACCGGAACAGCAACAACUGCAGCCAGUACAGCAACAAGCACAGGCGCAUCAACGAAAAAGGAGAAACAUCAACAACGCAAACAGGUGGAGAAAGGCGACGAGAAGCGCGGCAAGCGCAAAAAGGACGAAAUAACCGUUGAAAAAAUUGAUACCGGUGAUUUUGUAGUCGGGAUCGGCGACAAAUUGAAGGUCAAUUAUCACGAGAAGAAAUCACCCAGCUCCCAUGGCAGCACCUACGAGGCGAAGGUCAUCGAGAUCAGUGUGCAGCGCGGCGUGCCCAUGUACCUUGUGCACUACACCGGCUGGAACAAUCGCUACGAUGAGUGGGUGCCGCGCGAGCGCAUUGCCGAGAAUCUAACCAAGGGCUCGAAACAGAAGACGCGCACCAUCAGCACCAGCAGUGCCAACAGUGGCGGUGCACCCGCCCAGGCAGCUAGCACAGCUGGCAACAGCAGCAACAAUAAUAACGGCAACAGCAGCAACAGUGGCCCCAACGCCUCGUUGCCUCCCAAAGAUGGCUCCGGCAAAGCGGAGCAACAGCAACAACCACCUGGACCGGGCACGGGACCGAGUGCCUCGCUGCUCCAGGGCUUGACCAAGACACCAACAUCGUCGGCGGCACUCACCACCCAGUCGGGCAGCAAACGUGGACGCGGACGUAGCGACUCAAUGCCGCCGCGCUCCACAACACCCUCGUCGGUGGCCUCGAACUCGAGUCGCACCAAGUCGCCGGCUGCUUCGCAGUCGCUGGCGCAGCUGAAGCACAAGCGACCCACACGCACGCUGCCCAUGAGCAGCAGCAGCAGCAGCAACAAUCAGGGCCGUCGCAUCUCUGCCUCGGCAUCCAUCUCGGCCAAUGUCUCGGAUGCCUCCAUGGGCAGCGACAGUGACACGGAUUCCGAUGAGCCAGUGCGUCGUCCCAAGCGGCUCAAUGCCAAGGAUGCCCAGCAGCAACAGCAACAGAGCAAGGCCAAGGCAGCUACAGCCAGUGGCAAGAAGGUGGCGCCCAUACGACGCACCACCGGCAGCGAUGACAGCGACGACGACGAUGACGAGGAGCAGCAGCAGCCAACACCAUCGUCAUCCGGCAAGCAACAGUCGCAGGCGGCACAGCAGCAGCAACAACAACAACAACAGGCAACAGCCAUUCAGCGACCGCGCGCUGGCAAUCGUGCCAUGAGCAGCGGUGGAGCGGGCAAGGGGCGUGACUACGAUCUCAGCGAGAUACGAUCGGAGCUGAAGGGCUUUCAGCCGCAGCUGCUGGAGCGCAAAGAGGCCAUCAAGAGCGAGCCGAGCGAUGUGCAGGCCAAGCAGGAGCCCAAGACGGGCAGCUCCACAGAGCAGUCAUCCGAGACGGAUUCCUACAUGGACGAGGACUCGCAGUCCUCUGAAAAGUUGCCCUAUCGCAAGCAGCAGCAGCAGCAGCAAUCGACAACCAGCGAUAAGCGCAAAGGUGCUGCAGCAACAGCAGCUCCAAGCGGCUCCACUGCAGAUCUUGAUACGCCCAUCAAGAAGGAGUCGGAGAAGCCGCACAUCAAGCACGAGACUCUCACUGGCGAGGAUCGCAAGCCAUUCAAAGUGGAGCCCAAGGAGGAGCAGGCAAAGCCAUUCCAUAGCGGCGCCGAUAUCAAGCCAACGACAACAACAUCAAUAAUAGCUCCAGCACGCUUUGGCGCCAACAGCAGCAGCAACAGCAGCGGCGGCGGUGGUGGAACAGCCAAAUGCACCUCGGUGAUCGUGGAGAAGCCGCUGACAAUGAUCAAGAAGACGGAGAAAAGCGAAACGACAACAGCGUCAACAGCAACUGCAGCAGCAGGAGGAGCAGGAGCAGGAGCAGGAACAGGAGCAACAAUGUCGCCUGGCCAAAAGCUAGAGCUGCUGAAGAAACUGCAGGCAGGUGGCUCCCUUGGCUUGGAGCGUGGCAAAAAGUUUGCCGAGCCGGUGCAGCACAAGGAGACGGCCACAUUGAAGGUGGAACUGCCGGCUGCCUGUUCGCCCUCCUCAUCCAGUUCAUCCUCCAGCUCGUUCUGCUCGAGCAGCAACAAUUCGGCUGCCACGUCCGCCAGCCUGAGCAGCUCGUCGGCCACGCGCUCUUUGCCGGACAUGAGCAAGCUGGAGAUAAGCAGCGGCACCACCACCACCACUACAACAACAGCGGCCGCUGCAGCCACAGCCGCAGCUGGCACGGGCAAGGAGUCCAAAUACAGCAACGUCGGUGGUGGUGGUGGUGGUGCUGCUGCUGCUGGCGGUGCUGCCGGCAUCAACAACAGCAACCUGACCAGCGGCAUCAAGCGACUCUCCUCGGACGUGUACGAGUUCAAGGACACCGAACCCUUCGAGUUCGAGAAGCGCAUCUCGCCCAUGGCCUGUGGCACCUCGGUCAUUGCGAGCAGCAGCAGCAGCAGCAGCACGCCGCCGGCACCGGCGCCGGUGAUUGUCAGCGCCGCGGCACGGAAGCAGGCGCUCAAGAUGAUUCCCAUACCGCGGAGCAUCGAGCAUCAGCUGCCACAUGUGGGCCACGAGCCAGCGACGCGUGGCUAUGCCGCAGGUACAGCAGCAGCUGGUGGAGCAACAGCGGCAGGAGCAACUGCUGCGACCAGCACGCCGAGCAAGGCCAAGAAACGCGGCUCGCCGCUCAAGGAGGCCAGCCUGACGGCCUUGGAGAAGCCUAAGCUAAUCAAAGUGGAGCAGCAGCAGCAGCAACAGGCGACCGCAGCUGCGCAAUCCUCGCCAGCAGCCAGUCCCAACAGUGUCAAGUCGUCCGCGGCGUCGGCGUCUGGAGCUGGCAGCAAGGCACAGGCAGGCAAUGCAGCUGGAUGCAAUGCAGCAGCAGCUGGAACAGUUGCUGCCGGCGCACAGCUAACGCCUGGGCAUCCGCAUGCCACGCCCUUCGAUGUGCUGCGCAGAUCGCCCAGCUUCAAUUUGAAUAUCGUGGCCCUCAACGAGGAGCUCGCCCAGACGGUGCAGGAGACAACAAGGGCGCUCAAUGUUGCACUGCAGCCGCUCCCUGAUGCACUGCAGCUGCCAGCAACGCCGCCAGCAGCAACCGGAGCACCUGCAGCUGGAGCUGGAGCUGGAGCUGCAUCUGGAUCAGGAUCAGUUUCUGCUGCCUUCACACCAGUCAUUGCUGUGCCCGUCUCCCCCAAGCUGAGCACUCCACCCCAAGCGAUGGGCGUGGCGAAGACAACACAACAACAACAACAGAUUGUGGGCAGUCCGUUCAUGGAGACGCGCAACGUCUUUGAGCUGAGCACCUCGAACGAGGGCAGCGGCUACAGCUCCGGCGAAUCGAACAAGGACAACAAGCUGGAGAAGCUGGAGAACGUGAAGAUCUUGCUAGCGGGAUCUGGGGCUGGUUCAUUCGAUCUGGACGCGGUCAAGUACGAGCAGAAGCCCACCUCCAUUGCCGACAAGGUGCUCAAGGCCAUCAGCCAAAAGAAGGAGGAGGUGGAGCAGAGCAAAACCAAGAUCCAAACGGAAAGCAACACGGACAAAGACGAACCGCCGCAACAGCAACCGCUUCCGCAUCCGAGCAGCCUCAAAGUGGAACCGAAUAGCAUCAGCUCGACCCUAAAGCUGGACACAUUGAGUCUGCUAAGUGAGCCGCUCAAGGUGCAGACCGGCAGUGGCCUGCCCUCGGUGCUGAGCGAGCUGUACCACCGGACGAGCAGCAGCAACAGUCCCGAAACGAAGUCCAUUCUGGAUGCAUCGCUGCCGGCGAAGAAUAACGAGCUGAGCGAAACCAUACAGAAGCUCGAGUGCGCCAUACAGCGCAAGACGCCAGUGGCUGGCCAGUCGUUGGGCUCAUCUCUAGCUGGAACACCGCCGGUGACAGCAGCAGUGGGCACUGCCAGCUUCUCGGAUGAGUCGAUGGAUAGCACCGACUCCGAGCAGCGUCUGGUCAUUGAGGAUGUCAUUGCCGAGGAGCCGAACACAGCUACCGAACUGAAGAGUCCAAUGUCCGAGGGAGUGGGCGGCCUAAUGGGCAGCGCCCCGGUCAAGCUGGAGCUGGCGGCUGCGGGCAGCAAACCGUUGACGGGCGUCCAGGCACCCAUUGCAUUGAAGCCCGUCUACAUGAUGGGUGUGCCGAUGUCCAUGAAUGUCUUCCUCAACAAGGAGCAAUCCACAGUACCGCCAACAACGUCACCGACACCAACUGGAACAACUGCAACAGCAGCAGGAGCUGGAGCAGCUGGAGCAACUGGAGCAGCAGCAGCAGCUGGAGCAGCUGCAACGCAUACAGCAUUGCCACCUGUGCUGUCUGCACCUGGAGUGCCAGUUGUGGUGCCCGAGAUCCCAGUCUCUGUGGUUGUGGCACUGCGUCACAGUCCGGGCAGCGCCAGUCCCGCCUCACCCAAGCCGGACGCGAAGCAAACGCCCAAGCAAUUGCUGUCCGCCACCGACGAGGGCGGUUUGCUGCUGAAGCCGUACACGGCCCAGGCGAGUCCACCGUUGCCGGAGGCUCAGGCACAGGCUCAGGCACAGACUCAGGCUCAAGCUCAAUCCCACUCACAGGCACAAUCAUUGGCCGUGGAGGCCAAGGCGUCGCCGUCGCCGCUGCCACGCCCAUUCGCACUGUACCAACAGGCCAAGGAGCUGCCCAUGCACGUCUCACCCGCAGCGGGCAGUCCACUGAUCAGCGAGGCCUCCCACACGGAGGCAGCCAUCAAUCUGCUCUGCGAGGAGACCAUACCGGGCAGUCCGGCACCCAACUACAGCAGCAAAGACGAGCCGACGGGCAACACACUUGGCCUGGCACUAGGCACUGGUGGCGCCGCUGUCACUAGCUCAUCCGCCGUCAGCUCCACGCUGACCAUUCCGGGCAUCGCGCCUCUGCCGCCGGACACACCGUCGCCGCGUGCCAACCAAGCGGCACUGGCUGGGCAGUCGGCGCCGGCUGCCUCGGUGUCGCCCAACAGCUCGCCGGAGUCGCCGGCCAGCCAGGACGACAGCAGCGAGGAGACCGGCAGCAGCAAGAAGCACGCCGAGCUCGAGAGCAACAGCGCGCUCAGCAGCCGACGCAAGCGACGCGCCAAGGCGAGCGAAUCGAAUGUCCAAUCCGCUGUCUGUCACUUCCUGGGCAAGCGCCGCAGGCAGCAGAUCAACAACAUGCGCAAGACAGCUGCAACGACAGCUGGCUCCGAUACGGAUGAUACUUCCGAGAAUGUAGUCACCACACAGCGCCAUAGUGCGCGCCAUCAACUGUUGCCGCAGGGGCAACAGCAACAGCUGCAGCAGCAGCAGCAGCAGCAUCAGCAGGAGCACCAUCAACAGCAGCAACAACAGCAACAGCAGCAGCAACAACUGCCGCAGCAGCAACAACAACAACAGCCGGCACAAACAAUAACCAAUACAUCGGGCGUAAGACCAUGUCCCUACAACUUCCUGGUGGAAUUGGAUCCCUCACUCAGCGCCGAGCAGUGCAUAUCGAUACUACGCAAACAGAUUCAGGAUCUGCGCAAGGCCUACAACAGCAUCAAGGGCGAGCUGGCCAUCAUUGAUCGGCGUCGCAAGAAGCUGCGUCGUCGUGAGCGCGAGAAGAAGCAGCAGCAGCAGCUGCAGAGCCAGCAGCAGAGCAAGAUCUGUGCGUAAAACGUAAAUGCAAUCCCAAAUGCAAUACACAUACAUAUACAUAUAGAUGCAUAUGUAUAUACAAUAUGUAGACACGUAUAUAAAUCCAACACAAUUGUAUAUUUGUAUCGAUUUAAGUCCGUUCCGUUCUGCUUCUGAAUUUCUC
This is a messenger RNA of Drosophila arizonae, 8035 nucleotides long. RefSeq names its product AT-rich interaction domain hat-trick (gene htk). Gene Ontology annotation, cellular component: nucleus. The record is from RefSeq and is a predicted model, not a curated record. Lineage: Eukaryota; Metazoa; Arthropoda; Insecta; Diptera; Drosophilidae. Gene Ontology annotation, molecular function: transcription cis-regulatory region binding. Gene Ontology annotation, biological process: regulation of transcription by RNA polymerase II.